CCGACCCUGAAUGCAGCAUUGGGUUUGGGCUACACCUCAAACGCUUUCAAGAUGCUAAAUGAAAAUACCUUAUUUUGGCAUCUAUGUGAAGAACAACACUUCCUCAAAAACUCUGUAUAGCACUGUAGACUCAUAAUGGAUGAAGAAACUAAUAUGCAAAUCAGGUGCCAUCUUUUGGACUUGCCCUGGGAGGAUGUGCUUGUUCCACAUAUUUUAUGCUUUUUGCCACUGCAACACCUUGUGAGCUUGCAGAGGGUGAGCAAGCAGUUCCACAGCCUCAUCCAGGUGUGUCUGGCAAACUGCAGGACUUUUGAUCCGUCCUCGAUUGGACCAUCAAUUCCCAAGGAAGCGUUUUGCUCCAUGUUAAAGGAGAAUAAAGUCCUCCACAGCCUGUCUCUAUCGAGUUGUUCAGAAUGGGUGACAGACAAGGAGCUGCUGCCAGUGAUCGGCCAGAACCAGCACCUGCAGAGAGUGGACAUGAGCAGCUGUGUUGUUCUCACCCGUCACUCCCUGGUGGCCGUGUCCUUGAGCUGCAUGCAUCUCCAGCACCUCGGCCUGGCGCACUGCGAGUGGGUGGACAGCCUGUCCCUGCGCAGCCUGGCUGACCACUGCGGGGGGCUGCAGUCGAUCGACAUCACCGCCUGCCGCCAGCUCAAGGACGAUGCCAUCUGCUACAUGGCCAAGAAGUGCUUGAAGUUGAGGUCUUUAUCUCUGGCAGUCAACGCCAAUGUCACUGACGAGUCGGUGGAAGAGGUGGCAAAAAACUGCAGGGGCCUGGAGCAGCUGGACCUGACAGGUUGCCUGCGGGUCAGGAACCAGUCCAUCAGGACUCUUGCCGAGUACUGCCCGAAGCUGCAGUCCCUGAAGGUGAAUCACUGUCACAAUGUGACAGAGUCCAGCCUGGACCCUCUACGGAAGCGCAAUGUAGUGAUAGAUGUUGAGCCGCCCUUACAGAGGGCUCUGGUGCUUCUUCAGGAUGUGCUGGGGUUUGCUCCCUUUAUCAAUCUCCAGAUAUAGCCUGAGGGCAAUCUAUCUGUCCAACAAGUGCACACAGCAGAUACUGGUGGUGAGCGUCAGCAUUUGCCUUCCUGUUUCAGGUGUCUUCAUCAAAGCAGCCACUCUCAGCUGCAACACUUGUGCACGUGAGUUGCUCUAAGAAACGUCAAGAUGUUUUACACUCAAGUUUUAAAAUAUUGUGGACAAAAAAUCUCAGUGGAAUGUGAUCAGAGAUGCAUAUUAAGGAUGAAGCUGAAAAUAAGUCUACCUUUUGAAAUGACUGAAGAAAGCCAUGUACUUUUAAGAAUUGAUGUCUCAUGUCCAAAAGAUGUCACUGCACUUUCAUUUAGUGUUGUAAUUAUUAUGUGGCUUUAUAGAGAAGCAGAUCUAGCCAUGGUAAAGUGAAUUGUUUUGUUGUUGUUUUAACCAAAGUUUACUUUUUACCAUUGUAAGAAACAAUUAUUUUCUGUUUCAUUUAGGAGCAUUACAAAUGUUUGAGUUUAAUUAAACAUUUCAUUUUGCAUGUGUGUGCCGGUUUAAAGGAUCAUUCAUCCAAAUCACACAGAAAACAUUUUCUCACUAUUUAUGUGUCCAGGUUUUUAUUACUGUAUCUGCACCACUGAAUCUCCUGCUUUUAGCACAAUACAAGGUAAAUGCAAUGUUAGUGCUGUCUAGUGUCUUCCAGAAACUACGUCCUGACUCUACAGGACGAUCCACACACUUCUGUGUCAACCCUUUUUAACUAUUUCCAAAUUAAAACGGCUGUUGCUCUCAGUAACACCAAAAUGAUCUGCAUGGCUAGAUGCAGAGACUUGUGGGAAAAUGUAUUUAAAAAAUGUUGUGAGGGGGGUGAAGCACCCCUUUAAUCCAUACCGUUAAUCAACCCAUACUUGAAUAAGCCUAGUAUUUUUUAAAAAUACGUAUGGGUAUUUAUUAAGAAUGUUUCCCGUUAAACCCUUGAACUUCAUUUUGUAAAAAGAACCAUAAAUGCUGUUGCCUAACAAGGCACAUGGAUGAUGUAAGAAAUAUUAAACUGCAAAAUAUCAUCA
This is a messenger RNA of Eleginops maclovinus (Patagonian blennie), 2045 nucleotides long. It is a transcript of the gene fbxl15, whose product is annotated as F-box and leucine-rich repeat protein 15. Gene Ontology annotation, molecular function: protein binding. NCBI's taxonomy places the organism in Eukaryota, Metazoa, Chordata, Actinopteri, Perciformes, Eleginopidae. Gene Ontology annotation, biological process: SCF-dependent proteasomal ubiquitin-dependent protein catabolic process. The record is from RefSeq and is a predicted model, not a curated record. The coding region runs from base 136 to 1017 and encodes 293 amino acids. Gene Ontology annotation, cellular component: SCF ubiquitin ligase complex. The transcript has 5 exons.